AUGACACAGUACGACUCUAUUGGAUCUUCGUAUCUUGUCGUAGGCGAACUCCUCUUCAAACAAAUGGAGCUUGCCAUGGUGAGGAGGGCCAUCCGACCACUGCUCAAACCGAAUGCCAAGAUUGUCGAGUUUGCCUGUGGCACGGGAUUCUACACCCAGGAAAUAUUGUCGUGGACCACCUUAACGAUAACAGCGAUGGAUAUCUCUCCAGUCAUGCUGGGCAUUGCGUCCAAAAGCCUGUCGACCAGUGACAGCGACCGCGUUCGUUUCGUGCUUGGGGACGGUACUAUCUCCACGUCCUAUGCUCCCGACAAGUCAAUCGGCUUCUUCGACUGUGCUUUUGGCGGCUGGUUUUUGAAUUACACCGAGAAACGGUCCGGGUUGGUAGCAAUGUUUGCAACUAUUGCGCAUAAUCUCAGCCAUGACGGGGUGUUUGUGGGCGUGGUGCCUCAUCCCGCUGAAGACUUGGUCGCGCGCAAGAAAGCAUAUAGUCGCCCCCCGUUGGACAGAAUGUGGCCGCGUCUGGAGUACAUCAAGGAGAUUGAUGAGGGGUCGGGCUGGAGAUCGCGUAUACACCUAAACGAGGACGUGUCCUUGUUGGCAGCGCAUAUGAAGAAGUCUGUGUAUGAGGCUGCCGCCAGAGAAGGAGGAUUCCGAGGGAAGCUGCGGUGGAUACCUGAAGGUAUUCAGGAACUCGGGUUCAAGGACAAAUAG
Messenger RNA from Metarhizium brunneum ARSEF 3297, 714 nucleotides. RefSeq lists its product as uncharacterized. The record is from RefSeq and is a predicted model, not a curated record. Lineage: Eukaryota; Fungi; Ascomycota; Sordariomycetes; Hypocreales; Clavicipitaceae.